AUGGAAAGGAACCUGGAAGGCCAGCAUACGGCUGCAACCCGUGAACGCUUCAUGAUGUGCGUCAACUCGUUUGUGGCGCGGCGUGAUGCCUUGCCAGAGAGCAUGUUGGUGGCUGACCCAGAUUUGCCCGCAUUUACAUGGCUUCCCCUGACUACCUUGCAAGCUGCCAUUUUCAAGCGGGAAGGCGUUGUCAACAACCCGGAAUACUUCGCCAACUCCGUGGCUAAAUCGCAGGAUGCUGACCAAGAAGGCUACCCCAUCGCCUUUCCCGAUGGGGUCCCUUCACGGAUUCGCUACAAGGUGCAAACCGAUGACAGAGGACAAAACCUGGGAAUGCAGACUGAGUUCCGUAUUUCGGGCCGAUGGCAUAUGAAGGAUCCCACUGACCGCAUCCAGUUGGGGCAAAAAGGGUCACCGAGCAUUUCCGAUCUCGGCCGCACUCGGGUGCUUGCAAUGGAAGAGGCGCUGCAUGCUGGGGCUGCAGCGCAUCAUGGACAAAUGUCUGCCGCCAUUGCUGCGCUGGCGCUGGCCAGUGGCUCUGGCUCUUUCGAUGCUGCUGGCAACCUUAUGGUGACUGCUGAGCAUGUGCAGGAGAGGCCAGCUGAUAGCGACAGUGAUCCAGAAUGCAUUGCCAAGCCAGUGCACGGCUUUGGUUCCUUUGCCGCGCCUGCUGCUACCCAGCCAUGUCCAGCCCUUCACACAGACGAGGCGAGCGUGCCCGUCGCAGAGGCAGCGGUUGAAGAGCCCGACCAUCAACCUGUACCUGUCCCUUUGGCGGAAACGGAGCCUGAAGAUGAGCGGGCAGAAGAUGUUUCGGAGGCGGCUUUGACGUUUGACCAACUCUUGCCAGAAGAACAGUUCUUCCAACGAGGCCUGGGUGAAGGAGACGCGAUGAUCUUUGAUGAUGGCAAGUUCAAAGACCAAGCCCUCCUCCGGAAAGUUUUGUUGAGCGGGCAGAGCGAGCUCAAGCUCAGUCGUGUUGUCGACCUGUACCACCAUGUUGACUCAACCGAUGCCAAACGUCGGAAAGUCCGACCUAGGCUCGCCCAGGUGAAGGAAGUUUGGGGCGCUGCUUCUCGCCGCUUUCCUCGCCUCGGGUGCUGCAGGCCCUGCGCCAGCAACGCCACCGACAGGAUGACGUGGAACAUGGUUCUUAGCCGCAUUGUGAAGGUGAGGCAGCAGCUUGCUGCAGCUUGGGCGCGGGAGAUUCUAUGGCGAAGAGCAGGCGAAGCUGGUGACCGAGAAGACAUGCUGGCGCUGGACGGGAAUGCAAAGCUGCGUAGGAGAACUUGCGGCAUGCCUUUCGCUGAGCUUGUGGAGUCCACGCGCGUGGACAAAUUCCUUCUUCGUGGCUGUAGUUGCAAGCCCCACGGACGCGAUGAGAGAGCGACGGAUCGAGAGCAGAAAGCAGAAGUGCUGGGCCGGUAUGCGACCUGGACUUCGUCGGCGGAAGACCUUUCAGGCUUCAUGGAGUUCUGCGCGGCCAAGGCAAGAGAGCGCGUGCAAGACGCACAAGGAGACAGGCGCAGCAGCUGCUGCCAGAACCGCCGGGACCUCACACUAUGGUCAGUGGACCCCAUCACGCGCCCCCUUUGCGAAGGACUUGUUGCGGAUGUGCACGAGCGCAAUGGAGCAGAGAGUCUUUCGCAGCGUUAUCACUUCUGCUCGACGCUGCUGCACCGAAUCCCUCAAACCCUGACGAUAGUCCAUGAUGACGGUUGGCGCUUGAAACUAAUGCGCCGGGACCAGAGGCAGUCGUCUACGUCAGAUGUGGCCUGUCGCUUGGCCCAGACGAACUUCAUAGUGGAUCGUUUCCACGCUGCGGCUCACACUGUGCGAUAUUGCAGCCAGCAUUGCCUUCCAUCGCUGCCUCGGAAUGAAGAAAUUCAGGCAGACUUCCCCACUGAUGCUGCGGAAACU
Molecule: messenger RNA, 1920 nt
Organism: Durusdinium trenchii
Lineage: Eukaryota; Dinophyceae; Suessiales; Symbiodiniaceae
Source: the annotation of a GenBank genome assembly